Molecule: messenger RNA, 411 nt
Organism: Protopolystoma xenopodis
Lineage: Eukaryota; Metazoa; Platyhelminthes; Monogenea; Polystomatidea; Polystomatidae
Source: the annotation of a GenBank genome assembly
AUGAGGCCCACUCACGAAUGCCUUCGUCUCGCCUCUUCAACCGAAAUGGACGCUACUCCAACAGCAAAAUGGGGUCGGGUUGUUCGGCCCGAGGGGUGUCCUCGAAGGCGAGACGAGUUGGGCGUCGUCGAGAACCCUCGACCUGUUUACGCAACCGGCCCAGUUUGCACAUGUCGUGGCGCCGGACCGAUGGCAACACCUCGUGACGCGAUCGCAGCCUCAUUAGUCCUCAUAUGUUGCGCGGUAACUGGGCCGCAAUUAAUUAAUCCUACAGCACCAGUUGACAAGUGGAGGCGGGCGCCUAAAGUCAUGGCAACCUGCUUCGUCGGUGGGGUGUUGCAUGCGAGCGUAGGAGAUAAGCGUAUGCACGUCGAACAACACACGCAAGUAGAUUCGGCACUAGAGGCAUGA